AUGGCUUCCAUUAAGGGACCUACUCCCCAGGAGCACGACGGUAGCGCUUUGCGCAUCGGCAUCGUGCACGCGCGCUGGAACACCACCAUCAUCGAGCCGUUGCUGAAGGGGACCAAGGACAAGCUGCUAGCCUGCGGCGUGAAGGAGAGCAACAUCGUGGUCCAAUCUGUGCCCGGCUCGUGGGAGCUGCCUAUUGCCGUGAAGUCCCUCUUCUCCGCCUCGCAAGUGCAAGCAACCUCCUCGGGCGGCACCUCCGCCGGCGACCUCCUCGGCUCCUCGACCACGGACCUGGCCUCUCUGUCGACGAACCCCUCGACGCCCUUCGACGCCAUCAUUGCGAUCGGAGUGCUGAUCAAGGGCGAGACGAUGCACUUCGAGUACAUCUCGGACGCGGUGUCGCAAGGGCUCAUGCGCACGCAGCUCGACCUGGGCAUCCCCGUAAUCUUCGGCGUGCUGACGGUGCUCAGCGACGAGCAGGCCAAGGCGCGCGCCGGCGUGCUGCCCGGUAGCCACAACCACGGCGAGGACUGGGGCUUAGCGGCCGUGGAACUGGGUGUGAAGCGGGGGGCUUGGUCGAAGGGGCAGAUGGACUAA
This is a messenger RNA of Pseudomassariella vexata, 594 nucleotides long. RefSeq names its product 6,7-dimethyl-8-ribityllumazine synthase. The transcript has 2 exons. Gene Ontology annotation, cellular component: riboflavin synthase complex; intracellular anatomical structure; mitochondrial intermembrane space. Gene Ontology annotation, molecular function: 6,7-dimethyl-8-ribityllumazine synthase activity. The record is from RefSeq and is a predicted model, not a curated record. Bases 1 to 594 code for a protein of 197 amino acids. Lineage: Eukaryota; Fungi; Ascomycota; Sordariomycetes; Amphisphaeriales; Pseudomassariaceae. Gene Ontology annotation, biological process: riboflavin biosynthetic process.